This is a messenger RNA of Sphaeroforma arctica JP610, 741 nucleotides long. RefSeq lists its product as hypothetical. NCBI's taxonomy places the organism in Eukaryota, Ichthyosporea, Ichthyophonida. The record is from RefSeq and is a predicted model, not a curated record. Bases 111 to 599 code for a protein of 162 amino acids. The transcript has 7 exons.
AGUGAAUCAUAACUUUGUAAAUAUUUAUAUAUUUUUUUACAGAAUUAGCGACUUUUACAAUAUAUUAAGAUGUAAAAUCAUGUGAAAGUACGAUUCAAGUUGCAACGAAUAUGGCGACAGCAGAGGAAGCAAAGACGGUCGCUGGGGCGGAAGUUGCGACCCCUGUAACGUCAACCACGAAACUGGAAGAUGAUGCACCCAAAGUGCUGUCAGCUGCAGAGCUUGAAGCAAAAAAGAAGGCCAGGGCCACUCGAUUUGGUAUCCCGAUGAACGACACGAAGGUUCAAAUACAGAAAUCUGGAACGGCAACCACGACCAAAGCUGGCGCGAAUAAAGAUUCGAAGGACACUCGAAAGAGGCCUAUUGCUAAGAACAAGACGAAAGAAUUGACGUUGGAAGAAGUAGAGAUUAUCAAGAAAAGAUCGGAAAAGUUUGGAACAACCAAUUCGGAACAAUAUUUGCAUGCUUUAGCUGAAGAGAAAAGACUGAAGCGUGCUGCGCGUUUCUCUACCGGCGACGCCUCUGCACCGGAAGACACAGCUUCAGAGAAGAGGGAGGAAGCAGAGCCUGCCGCUAAAAAGGCGAAAACGAGCGAAUAGAUUGAGAGGACGACAAAUCCUGUCCAAAACAACGAAAGAAAGUUUGGCUGGCCUGUUUCUUCGAGAGGAAGAUUGUGCAAUAUGCUAGUUACGAAUAAAGGAAUAAUUUAAAUAUAUCGCUCUGCACAUACCAAGAAGCUGG